Molecule: messenger RNA, 663 nt
Organism: Penicillium subrubescens
Lineage: Eukaryota; Fungi; Ascomycota; Eurotiomycetes; Eurotiales; Aspergillaceae
Product: general substrate transporter
Exons: 2
Coding region: 1-663 (220 amino acids)
Biological process (GO): transmembrane transport; carbohydrate transport
Cellular component (GO): membrane
Molecular function (GO): carbohydrate:proton symporter activity
Source: RefSeq, a predicted model, not a curated record
AUGCUCUCUUUCUUGACGGUGGAGUCUCCUCGGUGGCUUCUUCUCGACCACGAGCAUGACAAGUCUCUUGCAGCAUUGGUUCAGCUUCGUGGUUUCCCAGCCGAUGCAGACGUUGUGGCCACUGAGUUCAAUAGCAUGGCAUCUCAUAUUGAAGAUCGCAAUGCCGGACUUGGGAAUAAUAGCUCUCUGCAAAUUAUUAGAGAGACCUUCCUAGCCAACGCAAUCACCAACUACUUGCCGACAAUUUUCGGAAUGAUAGGAGUUACGAACUCGAAUGUCAAGGUUUAUUCAACAGGCUUGUAUACUUUCGCGAAACUCAUAUGCUGUUUGGCCGCAUCGCUUUUCUUCAUCGAUCUUGUCGGUCCCCGAAAAUCUCUCAUGUUAGAAAUCUCGGUGCAAAUUAUCUGCCACUCAUUUUUGGCCGGAUACCUCAAGAUCUACCAAAUCCACAAGGCGCACAUGGGCAAAGCUUCAACAGAUGCGGCUUUGGCGUUCAUUUGCAUACACGCGUUUGGAUGGGCAAUCGGACUCUAUAGCCUGCCUUACCUCUUUGGCGCAGAGCUCUGGCCUAACAAGAUUCGAUCGUUCGGAGGAGCGUCGUCACAGUGCUUCCACUGGCUCUUACUUUGUCAUCACCAAGGCCGCUCCUCUGAUGCUUACUAG